This is a messenger RNA of Microsporum canis CBS 113480, 318 nucleotides long. RefSeq lists its product as uncharacterized. The coding region runs from base 1 to 318 and encodes 105 amino acids. The record is from RefSeq and is a predicted model, not a curated record. The transcript has a single exon. NCBI's taxonomy places the organism in Eukaryota, Fungi, Ascomycota, Eurotiomycetes, Onygenales, Arthrodermataceae.
AUGGUACAAAUAUUGAACCAGGGUAUACUCGCCACAACCAUACUGCAAGUACAGAAAACCUCUGAAGCUUCCAAUCUAAUCAGACUAUAUAAUGAAGCUCUGGUGUCGUUCAGCCAUGCCACCCUCGCAUUUAUCAGCCCAUUGAAGCCGGGAAGCAAGGCAACCAGCCGUGGCUCGACAUGUGCUGCUAUUUUACCCAAUCUCCGCUUCUUCCGUGCCACUGAAUACAUUCUCUCCAGCAGCCAAGGAGCAAUGGCGUUACCAGGAAGGCUUAAUGGGCCAUACCGUAAAACCCUGAGAGACCGAGACCGAAACUGA